AGUUUUCCCCAUUUCAACCUUUUUUCCAUUCCACUUUAUUAAGGUAUUCUAGUUUCUAGACUGUAAAAGCUGUAAGAUAGAAGUUCUUUACUUCCAUAAACUCGUUAAUUUAUGUAGAUUUAUUAUAUUUUUAUUAAAAAUUGUGAUUGUACAGCUCAUUAUUUUUGUAGUGUUUUAAAUAAAGAUACAGUGGCGAAUAUCAUACAUUAUAUAUAACACAGGAAAAUGGAUUUGACCAUUCUAAUAUUCAUAGCCCUCUUUGCUGUUGCAUCUUUUCUAUUAUUUGUGGUGUAUAAGUUUGGAAUCAAGGAGAAGAGUUAUGAAGAGGCACUAGCUGAGCAAAGGCAGCAAACUAAUAUCUUACUGGGCACAAAAUCCAAGCCUAAAGAGAAGAAAAGCAAAAAGGCAAAUAAAAAGCCCAAGGAAAAACCUGUCCAAGAAAAUGACGUAAAUGAGUCAGAAAAUACUGAAAAUAAAGAAAAUGCCCAUCCUAGUAAACUUCACGUGGAAUUCAAAGAAGAAACUGAAGAAGUCAUCAUCACAGAGGAGCUGAAACUAGCAUCCAGUAAGGAGUCAAACAAGCAGAAAAAGGUGAAAAAGGUUCGUCCGAUUCUGGUGAAAAAGGAACAGUCGCCCCAGAGAAUCGCUCUGGAAGUCGUUGAAGCUCCGAUUGCUAAUCAUUUUGAAGAGAUUCAACCAAAAGACGACUUCGAGUUGUUGAGAUCCAACAGUAGAGACGACAUUUUCAAACAAGAACCGGUCAAAGAGAAGGUAGUAAAAGAGAAGAAACAAACGACUGAAGUCGGCGUGACUGCCAAAAACAAGAAAAACGCGAAGACCCAACAGACCGAAGUCGGCAAGCAAGAGAAACCGGCGCCACCUCCAGAAGAAAAGGUAGAAGAGAAAGUCAUCAUCGAAGUUAUUCCGGCGGUUCCGCAGACGAACGGCAUCGUCGCAAAUACCGGUAAAGAAAAGAAGAAAAAGAAAAGCGAGUUUAACACUAAACAGCAAUUAUCUGCAGAACGAGACGGACUAAUUAACUCGGUGCGUAAAGCUGAAUUGUCUAAGACUGAGAUACAAUAUCUUAUUGAUCUAUUACUAAACAAGCAGCUUGAGGCUCCUGCAGUUAUCGAUGAUUGGAGUGAGGGUAAAUCCGAUCCAGUUCAAAAGCUGAAAAGACAACUCGCCGAGAAAGAAAAAGCCCUCGUCGACGAACAACAGGCACUUGUCGGCGCUCAGGCCAAGUUGAGAGAGAUAAGAAGCGAACAACAGGCAGAAAAAUCACAACUUCAACAGAAACUGCGCUUAUUGGAGGAAUCGAUGCAAAACAAACAGAUAGAAAUCCAAGCGGCCGCCAAUCGGUAUCAAGUCGCGGCUCAGAAGAUGCAGCAAAUUCAAAAUGAACUCAGCGCCGAGAUGAUGAAGACACGCAAACUGAUGGACGACAACAAUGCCUUGCAGAUGCAAGUCCAGCAAUAUGAAGUUAGCAUUCCGCAAGUGCAGGAGAGUGAAGGUAUUAUAAUGAAAUUGAGGACUGAAUUAAACGACGCCGCAAAUUCCAAUCAACAACUUCAACAACUCGCCGUGGACAAAGAUCAUCAAAACCAAAACUUGCUGAUGCAGAUUGCCACAUUGAAAGAUUCGAUGCACGACGCCCAAAAGAAAUUGGAAAUUUAUAUACGCAAGGAAAACGACUGGACGAGAGAGAUGUCAAGUUUGAACACUUCGCAGCAGAAGCAAUUCGAAGAGCAACGAAACCUGGAACAUACAGUUUCUCAACUUAACGGGCUGUUGCAUAACGCCAACAGUGAAAAAGCGGAAGCAACUAAGAUAAUAGCACAGCUCAAAGCAGAUCUCCAGAAAACCAAGGAAGAGCUCAACGGCCUGGGUGAUAUACCGGACAGCAAAAACAAACACGAAGUCGAAAUCCUCAAUUUAAGUAACGAAUUAUCUUCAACCCGUAACGAACUGUCGUCGAAGAUCGAGGAAUUACAACAGAACGAACGAAAGUACAAGACAGAAUUGGAAACAUCAAACAAAAAAUACCAAUUGAUACAAAAAGAGUUGGAGGAACAGAAAACGAAGAAUAAUGAGUUGCGCACAAAGAACUGGAAAGUGAUGGAAGCGUUAAAUGCAGCCGAAAACAAGAAUAAAGAACCGAGCAAAAAGCCAGAUAUUGACGUUAAACAAUUGUCUUCGGAGAUCAUAAGUAAAGAGCAGGAUUCCCAGAAACAAUUCAUGCAACGGCUAUUCCCCGACAUCGAAGCCUUAAAGACGCUCAACUCUAGCGACUGGCAGGAUCAAUGUGCUAAACUGAUCGAGAAGUACGUCAGAUCUCUCAAAGAAGAGCAACAACACAGUUCGCAACAUUCUUCUCCUCAGAAAUCUUCCGAAGUGAUAAAAUUGCAGGCGCAAAUUGAGCACUACAAAAAUACUAUAGACGACACGGAGGGCUUGUUAAACGAACUCCAAAAACGUGUAGAGCAAGAAGAAAUGACGUGGAGGGGUCAGUUAGCUGCGAAAGAAGCAGAACUAGAGAAUUUAAAAGCUAGUCAUCUAUCGCAGAAUCCUGUAGAACUGCCAGAGUUUCAAGGAGUUGAAUUUGCCUACAAAUGCAUAGAAAAGUCGCUGCCAAUGAUAAUUAACGAGUUGCAAUCAAAACUUGUAAAUUUAGAAAACCUCUUAUCGAAGGAAGUCGAAGAGAAAAAGAAGCUUUUAGAAGAGUGCCAACUGCUUAAAAGUCAAAAGACACAAUGUAGCACGCAAGCCGACUCGACAGCUACAAUAGAAAAACUGUCAGAGGAGGUGAAUCAUUUACGAGAACAACUUAGAUUAGAACAAACUAAAAACGGAGACGUAGGAGUUUGUAUUAAAGCACAAAAUUGUAAUAAUUCUUCAAAUGGACCUUCUUUUCUUGACCAUUGUUUGUCGUCGUCGUCUAGUGUAGCUUCGUCUCUUAUCGAAGAUUAUAAAAAACCAAAGAAUAAAAAAAGAAAGAAGAAGGUAUCCAAUGUAAGAAACGCCAACAUUUGUUCAAAUAUGGGGUGUCAGUUUUUGUACUGUGAUGGUAACAGCUGCGGCAACAAUUUAUAAGCCAACGAAGUAUUUAAAAAGGCGGAGAGAAAUCAAGAAUAAGUUGUUAAAGAUUAUAAACGUUGAAAAAUAACACUAGAUUUACACUAUUUACUUAACACAUAAUUUUAACGAAAUAAUUUACAUAAUAGUAUGCGUUAUCAUUCCUUUUAUGUUUUUGUUGCGUGUGCAAUAACUUUUUCUAUGUUUAUUUGUAUUUUUAAGUUUACUUUACUAGUAUUUCGCGGCAAUAGUUUCUUAGAAAUGGGUUCUACAAGGUGGUUGGUUUCCACUCGGGUAAAAUCAGUUUUAUUUUUCAAUCCGGUGCUCAAAUUUAUGUUUUGACAAGUGUAUUUUGCUUAAUCCUCAAAAUGAAAAAACAAUCUAUAAAUUUGUAAAAUGGUGGAAACUGGGGAUUAGGUCAAUAACUAUAAGACAGUUGAAGAACCAUUUGGAUAUCUUAUCCAAUAACUCCAGAACAGUUGACAAACCAUUUGACUACAUUUGGUAUGUCCCUUCAACCUGGUACCGUAUCAGGUAUCUUCAGUACGUUUGAAGAGCUGUAGUUUUUGGGUACUUCUUGUUCGUCCUCUUUUAACAUUAACAAUUUGGUAUAAAUUAUCUCCAAAAAUGCUUCCCUACUAGGCUACAGCUAUUUGAAGAUGAUAAUACAUUAUUCAAUAACUCAAAGACAGUUGACAAACCAUUUGACUACAUUUGGUAUGUCCAUUCAACAUGGUACCGUAUCAGAUAUCUUCAGUCCAUUUGAAGAUAUGUAGUUUUUGGGUACUUCCCCUUCAUCUUCUUUCAACAUUAACAAUUUGGCAUAAGUCUGCUCCAAAAAGGUUUCCAUAUUGGGCUACACUAACAAUGGCUACAAUGGGCUACAAUAACUCCAGAACAGCUGACAAACCAUUUGACUACAUUUGGUAUGCCCCUUCAACAUGGUACCGUAUUAGAUAUCUUCAGUACGUUUGAAGAGCUGUAGUUUUUGGGUACUUCUCGUUUAUCUUAUUUCAACAUUAACAAUCUGGCAUAAAUCAUCUCCAAAGAUACUUUCCUACUAGGCUACAGCUAUUUGAAGAUGAUAAUAUAUUAUUCAAUAACUCAAAAACAGUUGACAAACCAUUUGACUACAUUUGGUAUGUCCCUUCAACAUGGUACCGUAUCAAAUAUUUUGAGUACGUUUGAAGAGCUGUAGUUUUUGGGUACUUCCUUCACAUUCAUCUUCUUUUAACAUUAACAAUUUGGCAUAAAUCAUCUCCAAAAAUGCUUCCAUGUUGGGCUACACCUUUUGAAGAUGAUGAUUUUUAUCCAAUAACUCCAUAACAGUUGACAAACCAUUUGACUACAUUUGGUAUGUCGCUUCAACAUGGUGGUACCGUAUAAGAUAUCUUCAGUACGUCUGAAGAGCUGUAGUUUUUGGGCACUUCUUUUAAUAUUAACAAUUUGGCAAUCACCUCAAAAAAUGUUUCCUAUAGAGACAAAAGCUAUUCAAAAGUGUCGCCACAGAAUUGUACCACAGAUAUUUUUUAAUACUUGUAGAACCCAUUUCCACAUCAUGCUUUUAUUAAGACUUAUUAAAUUAUCUGUGAGAUUGUAAAUUUUAAGUAGACAUGUGAAACAAUUGAGAAAAAGAACUCGUUAAAUUAAUAAAUGAAAGUACUAAAUAGGCAUCUGCUUUUUGUUAGGACGUAUUGAAGCUUAUUCAUAAGGUAUCGUUUUAGUUAAAACUACAUAGUAUAUAUUCUUGUAAGAGAAAAGGGAUGCGUAUGAAAGAAUCAAAUUAAUAUAUGUUAUUUUAAAAAUAUUAGCUUCCUUUUGUAUACUUUUCAAUAAUUUCAAUAAAUAUUUAUACUAU
Molecule: messenger RNA, 4933 nt
Organism: Diabrotica virgifera virgifera (western corn rootworm)
Lineage: Eukaryota; Metazoa; Arthropoda; Insecta; Coleoptera; Chrysomelidae
Product: ribosome-binding protein 1-like
Exons: 20
Coding region: 226-3093 (955 amino acids)
Cellular component (GO): endoplasmic reticulum membrane
Source: RefSeq, a predicted model, not a curated record